Arabidopsis lyrata subsp. lyrata is the source of this 1662-nucleotide messenger RNA. RefSeq names its product zinc finger CCCH domain-containing protein 25. The transcript is spliced from 4 exons. The coding region runs from base 120 to 1514 and encodes 464 amino acids. NCBI's taxonomy places the organism in Eukaryota, Viridiplantae, Streptophyta, Magnoliopsida, Brassicales, Brassicaceae. Gene Ontology annotation, molecular function: U6 snRNA binding; pre-mRNA binding; metal ion binding. The record is from RefSeq and is a predicted model, not a curated record. Gene Ontology annotation, cellular component: U2-type catalytic step 1 spliceosome; U2-type catalytic step 2 spliceosome; Prp19 complex.
UUUUAAUAUUCCCGAAAAAUUCGAAACGAGAGCAAAUCUGCUCUUCUGGUAAAGCUUCUUCGUGUUCGAGACUGAAGAAGAAAUCGAGAAAAUCAUUGAGGAAGGAAGAGAAUUAAGUAAUGGCGCAUAGAAUACUGAGAGAUCACGAGGCUGAUGGAUGGGAACGUUCUGAUUUCCCAAUCAUCUGCGAGUCUUGUCUCGGUGACAAUCCUUACGUGAGAAUGACAAAGGCAAAUUAUGAUAAGGAAUGCAAGAUCUGUACUCGGCCUUUCACGGUAUUCAGGUGGCGACCUGGCCGAGAUGCGAGAUACAAGAAGACUGAAGUUUGUCAGACAUGUUGCAAGCUGAAGAAUGUGUGCCAAGUUUGUCUCUUGGAUCUUGAGUAUGGUCUUCCGGUUCAAGUCAGAGACACGGCACUCAACAUUAGUACUCAUGAUUCUAUCCCAAAAAGUGAUGUGAACCGCGAGUUUUUCGCUGAAGAGCAUGAUCGAAAGACAAGAGCUGGACUAGAUUAUGAGUCUUCUUUUGGGAAGAUUCGACCUAAUGAUACCAUCCGUAUGCUUCAAAGGACAACGCCAUAUUAUAAAAGGAAUCGAGCACAUAUUUGUAGUUUCUUCAUUAGGGGAGAGUGUACAAGAGGUGAUGAGUGUCCAUACCGUCAUGAGAUGCCUGAAACAGGGGAGUUAUCCCAGCAGAACAUUAAAGACCGAUACUAUGGUGUAAAUGAUCCAGUUGCGUUGAAGUUACUUGGCAAGGCUGGUGAGAUGGGCACUUUGGAAUCUCCAGAGGAUCAAAGCAUCAAAACGCUUUAUGUUGGUGGCCUAAACUCGAGAGUCCUUGAGCAAGACAUUCGCGAUCAAUUCUACGCCUAUGGAGAAAUCGAAUCCAUUAGAAUCUUGGCUGAGAAAGCGUGUGCGUUUGUCACAUACACAACCCGAGAAGGCGCAGAGAAAGCAGCAGAAGAGCUCAGUAACAGGCUAGUUGUCAACGGUCAGAGGCUAAAACUCACAUGGGGAAGACCUCAGGUUCCCAAACCUGAUCAAGAUGGUUCUAACCAACUGGGCAGUGUGGCUCAUAGUGGUUUACUACCUCGAGCAGUUAUAUCUCAGCAACAGAAUCAACCUCCAAUGCAGCAAUACUAUAUGCACCCACCACCACCACAACCUCCUCAUCAAGACAAACCCUUUUACCCAUCAAUGGACCCUCAGAGAAUGGGUGCAGUCAUUUCGUCCCAAGACAGCGGUUCAAGCACCAUUGACAACAGAGGAGCUUCUUCUUCUUCUUACUCGAUGCCACAACAUGGCCACUAUUCGCAGCACCAGCCAUACCCACCACCACCAUAUGGAGGAUAUAUGCAGCCACCUUACCAGCAGUAUCCUCCUUACCAACAUGGCCCACCGCAAGCUGCUCAUCCUUCCCCGCAACAACCGGUUCCUGGUUCAAGGCCCAAUGCUCCUCCUCCAAGUUCAGUCGCUGCUCCACCACCUGACUCUGUGUCUGCAGUACCUUCAUGAUCCUCUCAGCAAUCUGCUGAUGCUGCUGUUACCACUGGAUCGACUCAAUAGAAAUCAUUGUCCAUUUAAAAAUGUACUUCAAAUUUCUGGCUACAUCUGCCUUCCGAAUUUUUGCUUAUGUUAUACAAUUAGCUUCCUUUUUUUUUUU